Molecule: messenger RNA, 4645 nt
Organism: Scatophagus argus
Lineage: Eukaryota; Metazoa; Chordata; Actinopteri; Scatophagidae
Product: serine/threonine-protein kinase PAK 2-like
Exons: 15
Coding region: 1278-2831 (517 amino acids)
Biological process (GO): protein phosphorylation; intracellular signal transduction; regulation of axonogenesis
Cellular component (GO): cytoplasm
Molecular function (GO): protein serine/threonine kinase activity; ATP binding
Source: RefSeq, a predicted model, not a curated record
GAGUCUGCCCUGACAUUUAAAACCAGCUGUCAAUACUUUCAGUACAUUUUUUGGGUGCUCUAGUCUAUAGACACAUUUCAGUCAGUACCAAAACAGUGUUGAGGCCUUUCAAAAACAACAUUUUCAUUGUGGUCAAAGCUAUUUGCUGUCCUGUUUACCACACACAAACUGAGGCAUUUAAGUGUGUAUUAAUGAUGUGGUGUAGUAGCAAUCUAACAAGACUACAUAUCACAUUUAUUAUACUGCAUACCCACCAUGACAAAAAAAAAUUAGUUGUAACCUUCUCAGUUCCCAGAUCACAGUUGGGUCACAGAGGAGAUGUUUCUAUUCCUCCCUGUAUGAAAAAACUGAACUUUCUGCUUCGUAACCGGCUGCUCCUGCCUCCCAGUUCGGCAACCACCGCUUUUCUUUAUCUCAUAUCAUUAUACAAUAACGACCCGAACUUAAGAAGAGCAGCAAGCAGCUGUUAACAUUUCUGUCACUAGCAAAUCUUUUUGUGUUUGUUCUUUAAAAAUGGCCUAAAUGAUCAGAACUGUCUGUGUGUUGACGUGGGCAAAUCGUUGCAUCAGUAGCAGGGAUUGUGCGCUUAUGCAAACACACUCGUGUGUGUUGCCUGCAGUGCUGCUGUGUGCACCUGCCUGCACCCCUCAAAGUGUUGGUCCUCAGUGAGCCUGAAGCUGCAUGAAAGACGUUCACAAUGGAGCUCCUGUUGGCAAGGGGGCUGUGUAUUUAAGGGAAGGGAAUGUGUGCAUGCAUGCGUGUGUGUGUGUGUGUGGCAGAGAUGAAGCCUGCAUGAGGAGGAGGCAUGUGUGUGUGUGUAUGUGUGUGUGUGGGAGAGAGAGAGAGUGAGAGAGAUGAACAGGAGAACACGCCCAACCCCUGCAGCCCUGUGGCUAUGGAAUUUCUACUGAGAGACAACUUGUCUCUGCCUGGCCAGCCAGCACCCAACAUUCAGUCCAACACACACACACACACACACACACAGGCUUUGAAAAUGCACAUUAAGGCUGGACUGGGUCUAAUUUUAUCCUGUCGGGGCAAGAAUACACUUGUCCCAUCAAAGGUCGCUGAGGAAUGAGGCGGCCUGCUAAGACCUGCCCCGAGAAGGCUGAAAAAGAGAGGAAGAGGUAGUUUAGGAAACGGUUAGAGCUAAAGAGACAGAUGAGCACUAGAGAAAGGGCUGCAUAUACUUGCCGGGAAUACAACAGUUUUCAUUGUUUUUACCUGGUCUUCUGUAAGACGCAGAAGAGGUGACAAACAGGUGUACGUGUGUGUAGAUGUGUGACAGCGGAGUGUGUGAGGACAAGCCCCCCGCCCCCCCUGUCAGGAUGAGCAGCCAAGGAGGAGGACCCAAGGACUCACAGUCAGCCAAUCACAGCUCUCGGCCACUGCCGUCUGUACCGGAGGAGAAGAAGGCCAGAAACAAGAUCAUCUCCAUAUUUGUCUCUGAGAAAGGAGGAAGGAAGAAGGACCGAGACAAGGACAGGCCUGAGAUCUCCUCCCCCUCUGACUUUGAACACACCAUCCAUGUGGGUUUUGAUGCUGUCACAGGAGAGUUCACUGGCAUGCCGGAGCAGUGGGCCCGUCUCCUUCAAACCUCCAACAUCAGUAAAUCAGAACAGAAACAAAAUCCUCAGGCAGUCCUCGACAUUCUCAAGUUCUACGACUCCACCAGUGGAAAACAGAAAUACCUCAGUUUUUCCGCCUCGGAUAAAGACUCGCAGUCGCCAGGCAAACAGGGUACAGCGACCUCCCCAUCAGGUGGCAAGGAUGGAGAUGACGAUGAUGAUGAUGAUACACCACCUCCAGUUGUGGCACCACGGCCAGAACACACAAAAUCAGUAUACACAAAGUCAGUGAUAGACCCGAUCCCAGCUCCAGAGGGAGACGCGGCCUUGAAAGCAGCUGACAGACUGAAGAAGAAGGGAAACAGGAUGACCGAUGAGGAGAUCAUGGAGAAACUCAGAACUAUUGUCAGUAUUGGAGAUCCUAAGAAGAAAUACACUCGCUAUGAGAAGAUUGGCCAGGGGGCAUCUGGCACAGUUUACACAGCCAUAGAUGUUUCAACAGGACAAGAGGUGGCCAUCAAACAGAUCAACCUGCAGAAGCAGCCAAAGAAAGAAUUAAUUAUCAAUGAGAUCCUGGUCAUGAAGGAGCUGAAGAACCCCAACAUUGUCAACUUUGUAGACAGUUUCCUUGUGGGCGACGAGCUUUUUGUGGUGAUGGAGUACCUGGCCGGUGGCUCCCUAACUGAUGUUGUGACGGAGACGUGCAUGGACGAGGCUCAGAUCGCCGCCGUCUGCAGAGAGGUCCUCCAGGCUCUGGAGUUUCUUCAUGCCAACCAGGUCAUCCACAGAGACAUCAAGAGUGACAACGUGUUGCUGGGGAUGGAUGGAUCAGUCAAACUCACUGACUUCGGCUUCUGUGCCCAGAUCACCCCAGAGCAGAGCAAACGCAGCACCAUGGUGGGAACUCCGUACUGGAUGGCUCCAGAGGUGGUGACCAGGAAAGCCUACGGACCCAAAGUGGACAUUUGGUCUCUGGGGAUCAUGGCCAUAGAGAUGGUGGAGGGAGAGCCUCCAUAUCUCAAUGAGAACCCUCUCAGGGCGUUGUAUUUAAUCGCCACCAAUGGGACCCCUGAGCUGCAGAGUCCAGAGAAGCUGUCCCCAGUCUUCAGAUCCUUCCUGUCCCGCUGUCUGGAGAUGGAUGUGGAGAAACGAGGUUCAGGCAGAGAACUGCUGCAGCAUCCAUUCCUGAAGCUGGCCAAGCCUCUGUCCAGUCUGACCCCACUCAUCCUGGCGGCCAAGGAGGCCAUGAGGAGCAACCGCUAAAUCCCAGUCCCUGAAGACUGAGUUCUUCAAGCCAAACCAGCUGUCAUCUUCUCCUGGUCUAUGCAUGAUGACCAUCAGCAACUUUUUAGUGUUUGUGUGUUUUUCGAAGGGUCACAAAACGCAUCUGCGCUCUUCUCAGUGUUUCUGUUCUGAUGCCUUGUUCUAAAGCUGCGCACAGCCAUAAUGUUUUUUUUUUAAAAUAUUUGCAGCAGCCAUGUUGAUAUUGAUGUUACUGUACGUUUUUUUUAUUUGUUAGUGAGCUGACUGGAUCUUUAUUAACUCUCCGGUCAUCAAAGCACGCUUUUAUAAAUUCAUAAUUGUAUUUUCUGUUGCAUUACUUGCAGCAGGUAGUGCAUUUGACUCAUAACCUCUCACAGAAAUACAAUUGGACAAAAAUGUCAAGCGGGUCUUAAAGCGUGAACAAACGCGCCCCCAGUUUUUACGUUUCUUUGAACUUGUUACUUUUCGCCUUACGGUGUUGUAUGAGUAAGAAAAAUCUUCAAAUAGUCUUCAUUUUGUGCGUCAGAUGAAAGAUUUGUGAAAUGAGGCAACUUGUUCAUUGAGAUUGUGAGAUUGAAGAUUUUUUUGCUGCGUGGAGAAACUGGAACCUUUGCAGCUGUUUUCUAGGGUUGCUUUUGCUCUGGUUGCACAUGUGCCUUCUGACAGUCCAGAUGGUUUUUAAACUGGCAUGGAAAACUAAAGUGUAUCGACACUGUGCUGUACUGUGGCCCCGCGUUAGUGCAAUCUUUGUGCAGCUGGAAAAGCCAUAGCAAUAUCCUUGUUUGACCCUGAAAAUGAACCUAUUCCAGUAAAAGGAAUGGGAUUUAAGUCUUUUUUACAUGCAACUUUGAAUUAUUUUAAAUUCAGUAGAUCAAAAUCUCCAGAUAUUUUUUUUCUUUCAAGUGUUUCAAUACUCUGGUGGCACCAAAACACACUAUCAUUAACGUGUGGCAGACUUCACACACCUCUGCUGUCAAACUCUUUGUGCAGGCUCUUCUGCAAACUAUGCAAGCCCUGAACUCUCUGAUGUUUACUGCAUCAGAAACUGCGUUGAAUCGUCAAGCUUACUGUUUCCAAAGCCACAUUUCUAUCACUGUGGUUCUUCUAGAUGUUCUGUUUAGCCGUGCCUUUUAACACUUCUCUGUCGGUGUGUUGGUGUGAGCACAAACACAAAUACUGUAUGAAACUGUCUGAAUGUGUUGAACUGGAGGAAGACUUUGCAUUUGUUUUUGUAUAUUAUGUACUGGUGAUGUCCUGUAUUUUUUAACGGCUUUUAAAAAGUAUGUAUAUCAUUGUUUUAUAUUUGUAACUAACACAACAGAAGACACAUUUGUUGUUUUUUUGUUUUUUGUUUUUUUUUUUUAAAACUUGUUUUUCUGAACCAGUUUAUCAUCAGUUCCCUGAGCUGUGCCUUUAUGGACUCCAACCUUAAAACGUAUCGAGACGCUUGAGUCAACCUGUAUGUGGAAAUGAUUUUUUUAACCUGCUCUGAGCAUCAAAUGAGAUCGACUUAUGCCUAGUAGUCCAGGAUGUUUAGACAAUCGAUGGAAAGCAUUUAAAAAUGUUUGUUACACGUGCCUUUAGCAGAUGUACGAUGCAGUAAAGCCCACUGGUAUCGACAGUUUGAUGCAGAUACUGUUAACAGGCAGGAAUACGGUGUCGUGUGGCUUUUGACCAGAAUACACAUUCCAGUUUUACUUGUGAUAUGAAUUAUUGCUCGUUUUAAAAUGAAUGUGUUGUUGUUCAUCAUGAAACCAGCAACGUUAAAUAAAAAUCCAUACAAUAUAUAAAUUAUUAUAAAAGGUGGACCUAAA